Messenger RNA from Gongylonema pulchrum, 1128 nucleotides. The record is from the annotation of a GenBank genome assembly. NCBI's taxonomy places the organism in Eukaryota, Metazoa, Nematoda, Chromadorea, Rhabditida, Gongylonematidae.
CAACUACAUGCGACACCGUUCCGUUGUGCAGUCGAGAAAUCGGUGUUGAGGAAAGGAAAUCAGCUUGACGUUGGCAUCGAACAGCAGCUUGUUACUGUACAACGGAUACAACUUAACGAACUCUCACAAAAAGCAAUGCGUAUUCCUACAGAAGCUGAAAUUGAGCGUUUUUCUCAGCUGAAAGUCUUCAACGGAGAAAGUAGCAAAGCAGAAGAAAAGCGCGCAGAAUUCCUGAGUUUUAGAGAAGCUGUGGUAAAAACACCACCGGGCUCAUUGGCACUGGAAACGAUCUUGUCGUUUGGUACGCGCCAUGCUGAUACCAUUGCAAAGAUAUCACUGGAAAAUUCGAUGAGAUCUGAUCAUAAACCUUGGUCGUUUACGGUGGUUUCAGCUCAUUUGGUGCAGAUGCUGAUUGACAUUCUUCAUAUUAUUAAUGAACCAGGUAUCCUGUCUUUUUUUUUUGCUUUAGAACAGAGAAGCUUAAGCACAAUGGAAGCGCAUUUUUUUACAGAAGGAGAAAGGUUGAUGGUUUUGUUAUUCAAAAGCGAUCGACCAUUUCUGGAUCUGUUUGCGGUAUUGGUGAGACUUUUCCAUCGAACAUGGCGUGAAAUGCACGCAAGUGAUGAGGAUAUCAAAAAGGUUUUGGCUGUUGUCAGAAAGCAAAUGGAUGUCUGUUUGCUGGAAAAACCUGAGAGUAUUGAAAAAUUAGAAGAAUUGCUAGCUGUGCAUUCAUAUCCGCAUAUGAAGAAAUUGUGGGAAGAUGAAAGGAGCGCAAAGGAAGCGGAAGAAUUGCAAAGCGACGCUGUUAAAUUGAGUUUUUUGAUUCUUUUAGCACAGCAGUUUUGGUUUUGGAAAUUGGAUGCUAAUGAGAAAACGUUAAUUUGUUCGGAUUGUGCGAAUUCCGAGGUUUCCUCAAAUGCCAGUUCUGCAGCAAAUUUGAAAAGAGUCGACAAGCUAUCAGUUCAGGCACAGCGCCAGGUGGAUCGGUUCUUAAAUAUCGAGCUGAAAAUGAGACUGCUUGAAUUAGACCACAUUCCGAAUACAAUCGAGAUACCUCCGUUACCGGCGAAUUUUGAUUGGAUCCCACGUGAUGUCGACCACUCGAAAACCUCCAUCACAAAAGUUUGA